AUGAUCUCUGUCCUCCUGGUAAUGCUCCUACAGCUCUCAUUUUCUGUGCACAAGGCAGAGAAGUCCCUUUGUUUCCUAAAAACCAGUCCCAGCCUCUCUAGGGAUGGAGACCUACUUAUUGGAAGCUUUCUCCCCAUGCAUUCUGUAGAAGUGAGUAAUGUUAGAGGAGCAGGUCUGUUUCAAAGUCAUCCUGACAAGAGUUGUAGAGAUUACAAGUGGCUGCACAAAAAUUACCAGCAGGUCCUGGCCCUGCUAUUUGCUGUGGAGGAAAUCAACAGGGACCCCAAUCUGUUGCCCAAUAUUUCUUCCCUGGGAUUCCAUGUUUACAAUGCUUACCACAGUGAUGAGAGAACCCUGGAGAGUUCCCUGAGAUGGCUGUCUGGGCAGGGCCAUCUCAUCCCUAACUAUAGCUGCUUGAGGCAGGACAAGUCUGUGGCUAUCAUUGGAGGAGCUACAUCAGCUCUGUCUAUCCAGAUGGGGACUCUGCUUGAGCUCUACAAAUUUCCACAGAUCAGCUAUGGGCCUUUUGAUUCCAUCCUGAGUGACAAGGCCCAGUUCCCGUCACUCUACCAAAUGGCCCACAGGGACUCUUCCCUGCACCAUGGUAUGAUCAGGUUAAUGCUACAUUUUGAUUGGACAUGGGUAGGUUUGGUGACCACAGAUGAUAUGAGAGGUGAAGAAUUCCUCUGGAACUUAAGAGGGGACAUGAUUAAACAUGACAUCUGCCUGGCCUACACUGAGAAGCUCCCAGUCAGUGAGAGAAGACACAAAGAAUCUCAGUACAUGUUCGUGCCACGUAUCUUAGAAUCCUCAGUCAGAGUCAUCAUCAUUCACGGUGACACAGAUUCACUCAUGAUCCUUAGAUAUUCACAGCCUCUUCUUCAUUUCUUCCUGUGGAAGGUCUGGAUCACUACAUCUCAUUGGGACAUCACCAUGAGACCCCAGUGGAAUGAUGGCUACAGUUUCCAUGGAGCACUUUCAUUUUCACAGAUGACAAAGGAGAUACCUGGUUUCAAGUCCUUUCUCAGGACAGUAAACCCUUCCACAUACCCAGAGGACCCUUUAUUGAAGGAGUUUUGGUGCUCAGCAUUCAAGGGCCUUAAGAGCCUGGAAAAUGAGGAGUCAAAUGAAUGCUCACCUAAUGCCUCCUUGGAGAUGCUUCCUCUUCGAUUCUUUGACAUGUCAAUGUCUAGUCUGAGUUACACCAUCUACAAUGCUGUGCAUACCGUGGCCAGGGCCCUCCAAGAAAUUCUCCUGGUGAUAUCAGAGAAAGAAUUGAUAAGAGAUGGAGAAACCUGGGUGGCUCAGCCAUGGAAGCUCCACAAUUUUCUGAAGAGCACCCACUUUAACAACAGUGCUGGUGACCAUGUGUUUUUGGAUGAUACAGGAAAUUCUGAGGCUCAUUAUAACAUUUUGGAGUACUUAUUCUUUCUCAAUGACACUGAAAAUAUGGUGAAAGUAGGACAUUUUAUUCCAAAUGCUCCAUAUAGUCAAGAUUUUACCAUUCGUAAUGAGGCUAUGGUGUGGGGCUGGUUUGAGCCAAAGGCUCCCCAAGCUGUGUGCAGUGAUAGCUGUGGCCCUGGAUUCAGGAAAACCCCACGGGAGGGAGAGCCCAUCUGUUGCUUUGACUGUUCUUCAUGCCCAGAAGGGGAGAUUUCCAAACAAAUGAAUAUGAAACAUUGUAUGAUGUGUCCUGAAGAUGAGUAUCCCAAUAAGGAGAGAGAUCGCUGCCUCCCCAAAGUCAUUACCUUCCUGGAUAUCAAAGAACCUCUGGGAAUGAUUCUGGCCUGUGUGGCUCUUUUCUUCUCUGUGCUGACAGCUCUGAUUCUCGGGGUGUUUGUGAAAUUCCGAGAUAUUCCCAUAGUGAAAGCCAAUAACCGGACCCUCAGCUACACUCUCCUCAUCUCCCUCACCUCCUGUUUCCUCUGCUCCCUGCUCUUCAUUGGCCGUCCCACUGCAGCCACCUGCCUCCUCCGACAAACAACUUUUGGGCUUGUCUUCACUGUGGCUGUUUCUUCCAUUUUAGCAAAAACCAUUCUGGUAGUUCUGGCCUUCAGGGUUACAAAACCAGGAAGCAGGAUUAAGGUAUGGCUGCAACCUAGAGUGUCCAACUGUGUUGUAGUCCUUUGCUCUGGGAUUCAAGUGAUUCUAUGCAGCAGCUGGCUGGGAAUCUCUCCCCCCUUCCCAGAAACAGACAUACAUUCUGAACCCAAUCAGAUCCUCAUUGAAUGUAAUGAGGGCUCUGUUUUUGGUUUCUACAGUGUCUUGGGCUACAUGGGCUUCCUAGCUCUGGGAAGCUUCAUAGUGGCUUUCUUGGCCAGGAGUCUACCUGACACCUUCAAUGAAACCAAGUUCAUCACCUUCAGCAUGCUGGUGUUCUGCAGCGUGUGGGUCUCCUUCCUGCCCACAUACCAGAGCACCAAGGGCAAAGCCAUGGUGGUUGUGGAGAUCUUCUCCAUCCUGGCAUCCAGUGCUGGCUUACUGGGCUGCAUCUUCAUUCCCAAGUGUUAUGUGAUCUUUCUUAGGCCACAUAAUGCAAGAGUAAGAAGCAUUUGGCUUAAGAAUUUGAAAGGAUUAGCAAAUGGAUAA
Molecule: messenger RNA, 2589 nt
Organism: Monodelphis domestica (gray short-tailed opossum)
Lineage: Eukaryota; Metazoa; Chordata; Mammalia; Didelphimorphia; Didelphidae
Gene: VN2R530
Product: vomeronasal 2 receptor 530
Biological process (GO): G protein-coupled receptor signaling pathway
Cellular component (GO): plasma membrane
Molecular function (GO): G protein-coupled receptor activity
Source: RefSeq, marked inferred